Amoebophrya sp. A120 is the source of this 175-nucleotide messenger RNA. NCBI's taxonomy places the organism in Eukaryota, Dinophyceae, Syndiniales, Amoebophryaceae. The record is from the annotation of a GenBank genome assembly.
UGGAAAUGCUUUCCAAAACCAAAAAUCCGGUCGUUGGAAAAUAAAGGGCCCAGUCCUUGGGCAUUUGCUGCGCAUAACGAACCCGACAUCAUCCGGGAACCCGAACAAAACUCCUAGGUUUGUGUUGCAAAAUCCCCAUCCUGACUCUGGUGUGGGUACGUUUUUACUCAGGAUA